AUGCCGGCGUAUCAUUCCUCGUACAAUGAUGAGCCGAAUGUGCGGCAGAUUGCGGGCGUGUCCAUCCUUCCACUGAAUGCGCGGAGCCGUGGACCGGCCCCAAUACCAGUGGAUCCUUCGCGUCCGGAUAUUGUUGAUGAGGCCAUUGAUCUGUUUCGUGCGAACUCGCUCUUCCGCAACUUUGAGAUCAAGGGCGGGGCAGAUCGUACGCUGAUCUACCUAAUUCUGUUCAUUUCUGACUGUCUUAGCCGCAUUGCUGCGGCGCCCACCACAUGGACCAAGCAUGAGGCGACCAAGCAGCUAUCGUCGCAUGCUGUCGAUGCGUUUGCGCUUCCAGGGGACGCCAACUUCCCCUUGAGCUCUUUAUACUCGGCGCCAGAGACGCGCGCUGAUGCUGAUACAUUGCGUCAGUACCUUAUACAAGCACGGCAGGAGACAGUGACGCGCCUGCUGGAUAAAAUAUACAUCGACGACGUUCCUAGCCGUUGGUGGCUCGCGUUUACCAAGCGCAAGUUCAUGGGCAAGAGCUUGUAA
Molecule: messenger RNA, 534 nt
Organism: Malassezia pachydermatis
Lineage: Eukaryota; Fungi; Basidiomycota; Malasseziomycetes; Malasseziales; Malasseziaceae
Product: arp2 3 complex 21 kda subunit
Exons: 3
Coding region: 1-534 (177 amino acids)
Biological process (GO): Arp2/3 complex-mediated actin nucleation; regulation of actin filament polymerization
Cellular component (GO): Arp2/3 protein complex; cytoskeleton
Molecular function (GO): actin filament binding
Source: RefSeq, a predicted model, not a curated record